This is a messenger RNA of Parnassius mnemosyne (clouded apollo), 570 nucleotides long. The record is from the annotation of a GenBank genome assembly. Lineage: Eukaryota; Metazoa; Arthropoda; Insecta; Lepidoptera; Papilionidae.
AUGGGGAACAAAGUUGUUACAUUUACGGAACAGCAGCUGGAGGAUUAUCAGGACUGCACAUUUUUCACGAGGAAGGAAAUAUUAAGGGUUUUCAAACGAUUCAGAGACGUAAAUCCAGAUCUCGUACCGAAACGUAUGACAGAGAACCAAGCUCAUACUAUAGCAGUGCCCGUGGAGGAAAUAGAAAAACUGCCAGAGCUUAAGGAGAAUCCUUUCAAACGUCGCAUCUGUCAAGUAUUUUCGCACGAUGGUUCCGGAAACCUAACGUUCGAGGACUUCCUAGAUAUGAUGUCGGUAUUCAGCGAAGCGGCGCCGCGGGAUAUAAAAGCCUGGUACGCUUUUCGGAUCUAUGAUCUCGACGAUGAUAUGUACAUAGGUCGAGAGGAUCUACUAGAAGCUACACGCUUACUUACAAAGGGAGAGCUACAUCAACAAGAGCGCGAUGAGAUAGUCGCAAGUGUACUCGACGAGGCCGACGUGGAUGGAGACGGGAAAUUAUCUUUCAUGGAUUUCGAGCACGUAGUCGUCCGGGCACCGGAUUUUUUGUCUACAUUUCACAUUAGGGUUUAA